Drosophila rhopaloa is the source of this 1853-nucleotide messenger RNA. Its product is annotated as DALR anticodon-binding domain-containing protein 3. The record is from RefSeq and is a predicted model, not a curated record. The transcript is spliced from 3 exons. The coding region runs from base 186 to 1523 and encodes 445 amino acids. Gene Ontology annotation, molecular function: ATP binding; tRNA binding; arginine-tRNA ligase activity. Gene Ontology annotation, biological process: arginyl-tRNA aminoacylation; tRNA C3-cytosine methylation. NCBI's taxonomy places the organism in Eukaryota, Metazoa, Arthropoda, Insecta, Diptera, Drosophilidae.
UAGAAUGGUCAGUGUUGAAAAGUGGCGCAGAACCAUUUUAUUCAGGAAUGGUCAGUGUUGAAUAGUGGCGCGGAAUGAUUUUCGUAUCAUAACAUAUCGAUAACACCAGUCGUUCACCACAAAGCAGAAAAAUCCUACAGAAAAAAGGAAAUUAAUCUGUAGCUGAAAGAGUAAAUCAGUUAAUAAUGGAUUGCAACCCGCUGUCGCAGUUUAGCCAGCAGCUCUUUGCCUUCUUCACCCAACCGGAGGAUGAGUCGGCCGGCGAUGCAGGGGCUGUGGCUCCGUUGCGCUUGCGGAGAUGCGGCGAGAUCAUCCGCUACCACAACGAGAAUCUGGCCGAGCAGGGCGACCUCAGCCUGGCGGCCACCUCGCGCUACUGGCAGAACUUUGCCAAGAGGCAGGGUCGUGGUCUGCGCCGCGACAUGGAUGUCCUGCUGCCCGGCGAGGAGCAGCGCCAGGAGCUGGUGCGGCAGUCCAAGGAGUGGCGCUUCCCGCUUUGCGAGAUCACUCUGCUGCACAAGGAGCGCUAUGCCCUGCACUUCCAGCGCCGUCCGAUCAUCGACUAUGUUCUGAAGGCCGUGCUCAUCCAGGGCGCCGACUACGGGCGUCCCCAGAAGACGGAGCACUCGCCCACCAUGUGCCUGCGCUUGCAGGCCGAGGCGGGAGCCACCGAUGGCUCCCAGGAGCUGCGCUUCUAUCGCCUGCAGCAGCUCUACCAGAUCAUGCUCCGUCUGGUGGACUAUUCGCCCUGGCGCCUGGUCGAGGCCAAGGAUCAGAAGGAGGACACCCUCUUCGUGAACGUCGAGUUGCAGAAAUGCUCCCAGAUGGAGACCAAGAAUCAUGUCUGCCUCGUGAGCGGUCCUGUGCUGGAGCCCGUAAAGAAGACUGCUACUGCGAUGGUCUUAGACAACUACUUGGAGAUGCGCUCCAUGCACAUGCGUCUGAUGGCCAUGCACCGCAAUGGAAUCCGUCCGGCAGGCUUGUGCAACAUUGACGUGCUGAUGAAGCGUCUGGGAGCAGCUGCCGUGAUCGUGGAUCUCUUCGAGGUGCGCCACGCCACCGCCGCCAGUGUGGUGCGCAAUGGAUUGGGCAGCUCCAAGGGGGCUUCGUACAUCCUGUACAAUUCGGCUCGACUGGAGACGCUGCUACGCACCUUUGGUGGUCAGGUGCACGCCGGAGUGUACGAGCCACUGCCACCGUUGGGUGAGAUCGAUCUCAGAGUUCUAGAAGAUGAUAUGGAUUGGCAGUUGAUUUACGGCUACCUUUUGACUUUCCCAGAGCUUCUCGAAUCCCUGAUGGAUCAAGUGAAGCAGGGCCAGUGUGGUGUCCAUCUGUUGGUGCGCUUUAUUGACAGUCUGGCCAGUACCUUCAGUCGCUACUAUCGCCACAAGAAGGUGCUGGUCCAGAAGCGCGAUCAACUGAUGCCGAUUUUGUAUGCCAGGAUCUACCUCAUCAUGGCCGUGCGACAGAUCAUGAAUGUGGCUUUGUCAUUGCUCGGCAUAGAGCCGGUGGAUUAUGUAUAGACAUCCAUUGGAUAUGCAUCGUUUACAACUUUAAAAGGAAGCUUAACACGAUGCUUUUAACUUGACAAUAAUCAAAUUACUGUCUGCACAGUAGUUGGUUAUAAAUAACGGAAACUAUGUGAUCUAUUAAUAUCUAUUUGAUAUAGAUUUUAAAUAUAUAUAUAAUAUUAUCAAGUAGAAUAGAUGUCCAUAAUCAUAGAAUUAUGUUGGAUGCAGAACUGAAACAUUGUUACAAAACCAAUUUCCAAUACUUAUCUUCUAAUGAGUAAAAUUAACCGUCAAAUGAAAGACGUUUGGUUUUAUUUUAAAAUAAAGACAUCUUCUAUACAA